Sabethes cyaneus is the source of this 1932-nucleotide messenger RNA. RefSeq lists its product as uncharacterized. Lineage: Eukaryota; Metazoa; Arthropoda; Insecta; Diptera; Culicidae. Bases 1 to 1932 code for a protein of 643 amino acids. The record is from RefSeq and is a predicted model, not a curated record. The transcript has a single exon.
AUGCUUGGCCCAAACUUCAAUAUACAGAACAAGCAAAAUACUCCAUACAUAGAGGUAGCGUCAGAAAUUGAAAAAAGCAUAAGAUUCAAGCAGAAUGCGGACGAUAUUAGAGCAGAAAUCUCGAACAUCAUGGUUAACCACAUUAACUACCAAAUGCAACCGCGAAAUCAUGAAAAUGAUUGGAUUCGGAAAGACGCACAACAUAGCAAGGGAUUUCUCAAAGAGCACCCAGAAUUGCUAAUAUCGAAAGCAGACAAGGGUACCCAAACCGUUAUCUUGUCUGCACAAGAAUAUCGGGAAAAAAUGAGUGAAAUGCUAGAGGACCAAACCACGUAUCAGAAACUGCAAACCGACCCAACAAACAAAAUUCAGAAGAAAGUUAAUGCUUUUGCGGACGAGUGGCUGGAGAAAAAGUACAUCGAAAAACGCAUACACGCAAAACUCAAAAUGUCCAGCAGCGAGCCGCCUCGCAUAUACGGGUUACCCAAAAUACACAAAGAAAACAGACCACUAAGACCAGUAGUGUCUACCAUCGGUUCUGCAACGUACAACCUGGCAAAAAUGCUGACCGAUGCCAUAAGCAGCACUGUUGGACAAACCAUACAUCAUGUGAGGAACAGCUUCGAAUUUGCAAACGAGAUCACGCGAGAGGAAUUCCCUACCGACGGUAUUUUGUUCUCAUUGGACGUUAAGUCUCUAUACACUAACGUGCCAAUUGAGCUUGCGUUGAACUGCUUAGACGAAAGGUGGAAUGCGAUAAACAAAAAUACAAACAUCGACAGAACGAGCUUCUUGGCAGCGGUAAAGCUAGUGUUGGAAUCGACUUACUUCGUGUAUGAUGGACACUACCACCAGCAACACUAUGGGGUACCAAUGGGGAGUCCCCUCUCGCCUGUGAUUGCUAACGUAGUAAUGGAAAGGUUAGAACAGGAGAGUACGCACUCACUACAAGGAAAGCAGGUUCCGCUUCUAUACUACCGCCGAUAUGUGGAUGACUGUUUGUGUGUUGCGAAAGAAGAGCAUAUUCAAGCAAUCUUGGAUACGUUUAAUGCAUUUCAUGAACGGCUUGAGUUUACCAUAGAAAGAGAACAGCAAGGUAGGAUCAAGUUUCUGGAUAUGAUGCUAACUCGGGAAAAUGGAAAGGUUCGGACAAAUUGGCUGCCCAAACAAACCAAUGGAAGAUAUCUAGAUUAUACGUCAGAAAGUCCGUUUCAACAUAAAUGUAAUACAGUAAUUGCAUUAUAUGAUAGGGCAAUUAAACUAACAAACAUAAAUGAUCGUCCGGCAGCAAUACAGACAGCAACAAAAAUUUUAGAGGGCAACAGUUAUCCGGAUUGGUUCACACGAAAAUUGUUAAAACAGCGCGUACAUAAACACUAUAACACAAUCGAGAAUGAAGUUAAAAAUGAUGUAGAAGUAAAAUAUAUGUCCACACCAUAUGUACCAGGCCUAAGUGAAAAAAUAUCAAAAACGUUAAAAAAGAAUAAUUUAAUAGUUGCUACAAAACCUAGGGACAAAAUAAAAAACAAAAUCUUCAGUAAGCUAAAAGACCCGAUUCCAACUACAAAACAAAAAAAUGUUAUAUACUCUAUACCGUGUGGAGCAGGAGAUAACAGGGAAUACAUAGGGCAGACAGGCAGAAGGCUAGAUACACGAAUAGCGGAACAUAAAAAUGACGCUAAAAAAUCAGAAGCUAGAACGGGAUUAGCACUACAUACAAUUCAAGAAGGACAUAUUUUUGACUUCGAAAAAACGCGCAUUCUAGAGAAAAUUGAAAAUAAAGAUACUAGACUUACAGCAGAGAUGUUCCAUAGUAAAAUGAGAGGACAAGAACGGACAGUUAAUUUACAACGAGAAUGCGGGAAUUUCAACGACACAUACAACGGGCUAAUGACUAAACUACGACUACUAGAAGAAAGGAAGAAACGAUAG